Messenger RNA from Abrus precatorius (Indian licorice), 1023 nucleotides. Its product is annotated as zinc transporter 6, chloroplastic. Gene Ontology annotation, biological process: zinc ion transmembrane transport. Bases 34 to 1023 code for a protein of 329 amino acids. The record is from RefSeq and is a predicted model, not a curated record. Gene Ontology annotation, cellular component: plasma membrane. The transcript has 3 exons. NCBI's taxonomy places the organism in Eukaryota, Viridiplantae, Streptophyta, Magnoliopsida, Fabales, Fabaceae. Gene Ontology annotation, molecular function: zinc ion transmembrane transporter activity.
AUACUCCAUCAACGUUAACUCUUCAUCCACGCAAUGGCGGCAUGUGUGACGGACAUUGCUCGUGCCGCCGCAUGUCGAGACAGUGUGGCGGCAUCGCAUUUAAAAGUAGUCUCUGUCUUUACAAUUUUUGUGACUAGCAUGGCGGGUGUAUCGUUACCAGUGAUGCUAGCACGAUACUUUCAAGGAAAGUCUCUUUAUGAUAUGGCGAUUUUGGUGAUCAAAUGCUUCGCGGCCGGUGUUAUUCUCGCCACUUCAUUGGUCCAUGUGUUGCCUGAUGCAUUUGCUGCACUCUCUGAUUGUCAGGUGGCAUCACGGCACCCUUGGAAGGAUUUCCCUUUUGCGGGCUUGGUGACCCUCGGUGGGGCUCUGAUGGCGCUGGUGGUGGACGCCGUGGCAAGCUCACACGUGGAGCAUGCGCACUAUGCGGCAAUGGAGGCAGAAGAGAAGGAGGAUGAGUGGAGAAUGGAAUUUGUAGGCGGCGGCGGCGGCGGCGGCGAUGAUAGUGACAGCGAGAGGGUUGAAGAGUUGGCUCGGUUGAAGCAAAGAUUGGUGUCACAAGUGUUGGAGAUUGGGAUCAUCUUUCACUCAGUCAUUAUAGGAGUCACCAUGGGAAUGUCUCAGAAUGUUUGCACCAUUCGCCCCCUCGUUGCUGCUUUGGCAUUUCAUCAGAUUUUUGAAGGCAUGGGUCUUGGUGGCUGCAUUGCCCAGGCCGGGUUUAACUUUGGAACAAUGGCGUACAUGUGCUUCAUGUUUUCAGUGACCACACCAAUGGGGAUAAUUUUGGGGAUGGUGUUAUUCUCAAUCACUGGUUAUGAUGAUAGUAACCCUAAUGCCUUGAUAAUGGAAGGGUUACUAGGUUCAGUUUCUUCUGGGAUACUAAUUUACAUGGCUCUUGUUGACCUUAUAGCAGUUGAUUUUUUUCAUAACAAGCUUAUGAAUUCCAAUAUGUGGUUGAAAAAGGUGUCUUUUAUUGCAUUAACUCUUGGCUCUGCUGCAAUGUCUGUCCUCGCGCUUUGGGCCUGA